AUGUAUCAGUUCAUGAACUGCUGCUGCCUGAGCAAGGCCCCCGAGGGCUGCAGCGAGCCGGGCGGCACCGACCCGGGGCAACGAGGAGCGCCCUGGGGGCCGAGCCCGGCAAAGGAGCCGCUGCGGGCCCGGUGCCGCUCGAGCUCGGCCCCGCCGCUCCCGGAGAAAGUUCCCGGGAACCCCGUGGGGAUCGACCGCCCCGUCCGACGGCCGGCGGGGACACCGCGGGACGGCAGAGCCCGCGGGGACACGGGGGAGGGUGGCAUGGAGACCCCACGGCAGCCCCAGGAACGGCCCCGCUGUCAGCGGGCGCGGAGGCUCCGGUUCCUGCGGGGCGCCGGCCCCGGGACACAGCCGGGCACCUGCGAGGACCGAGCCCCGGGAAGGGUCGAGGGCUCCUCGCCGCCCCGGGUAUCACCCCAGGCGUGCCCGGGGCUGCGGUGCCCGGGGCGCUCCCGCAGCGGCGGCGGGAGGCGCCUCCCGCUGCGGCACGGCCACGCUUCCCGGAGCGGCGCGGGGAGCGGCGGGGCGGCCCCGCUGGCAGCCGCGGACACGCGUGUGCUCCCCACUGACGAGCAGGGAGCACCGGGCUCCCCGAGCGGCCCCGCCGCCCUGCGCGGCUUCCGGCACCGGGCGGGGAAAGCGCCGCCACCUGCCCCGGGCCGGGCCCGCCGCCGCCACCGCCGGCUGUCCCCGGGCCGGGCGCCCCACGGCCGCAGGGACGCGCCGGGCAGCGCGGCCGGGGCUCCCCCGGCGGGGUCGGGCCCCACGGCGGGCGGCGGCGGCUCGGGCCGUGCCGGGGGUGGGCGCCGCAGCCCCCCGGGCCCGGGGCACCUCGCGACGUGGCGCGGCGUGGAGCCCUCCGGAGCGCAUCCUCCGCUCGGACCCUCGGCCCGAGCCCUCUCCCCCCGGGCCGCGGGUCGCGCACCUGCCCCGCGGGCCGUGCCGCCCCCGGCAGCCCCGUGGGGCCGUGCUGAGUCACGCGUGGGGCGGGAGCCGGGCUGCCCGCGCCCCCCUCCCCGCGCCGCCGUGCCCGGCCCCCGCCCGCCCCCUCCCCGCCUCGCUCCCCGGCAGGGCUGCGCCAAUCCCCCGGCCCCGCCGCUGACGGGCAGCCGGGCCCGGGAGGCGCCGCCUCCCUGA
Molecule: messenger RNA, 1140 nt
Organism: Passer domesticus (house sparrow)
Lineage: Eukaryota; Metazoa; Chordata; Aves; Passeriformes; Passeridae
Product: basic proline-rich protein-like
Exons: 3
Coding region: 1-1140 (379 amino acids)
Source: RefSeq, a predicted model, not a curated record